Messenger RNA from Triticum turgidum subsp. durum (durum wheat), 1860 nucleotides. Lineage: Eukaryota; Viridiplantae; Streptophyta; Magnoliopsida; Poales; Poaceae. The record is from the annotation of a GenBank genome assembly.
AUGGCCGAUCCGUACGGCGACGGCCGGGCGCUGAGGAGUCAUCAGCACCAGCAGCAGCCGCCGGCGCAGCAGCAGCGGCCCAGGCUGAAGCCGGCGCUGGAGAUGGAGGACCUCAUCAGCCUGCUCCACGGCUCCGAUCCCGUCCGCGUCGAGCUCACCCGCCUCGAGAACGACCUCCACUGUAAGCUCCAUUGCCGAUCCGAUCUGCCCUCCAGAUCGGAUCUCCCUCCCUCCCUCCUCGCCGCCCGGAGCAAGAUUCCGCCUUUCCACCUCAACGGAUUGGAUUUGGUGCUUGCUUGCUUGCAGACAAGGAGAAGGAGCUCGGCGACGCGCAGGCGGAGAUCAAGGCCCUGCGCCUCUCCGAGCGGGCGCGCGAGAAGGCCGCUUACCGAAGAACUGGCAAAGGUGGAUGGGAAGCUCAAGCUCACAGAGUCUCUCCUGGAAAGCAAGAACCUUGAAGCGAAGAAGAUCAACGAUGAGAAGAAAGCAGCGCUUGCUGCCCAGUUUGCAGCGGAGGCUACGCUGCGGAGGGUUCAUGCGGCGCAGAAGGAUGAUGACAUGCCUCCCAUCGAGGCCAUCCUUGCUCCGCUGGAGGCCGAGCUGAAACUAGCCCGUCAAGAGAUUGCAAAAUUACAAGAUGACAACAGGGCAUUGGACCGUCUUACCAAAUCCAAGGAAGCUGCUCUGCUGGAAGCAGAAAGGACAGUUCAGAUAGCAUUAGCGAAAGCUUCCUUGGUGGAUGAUUUACAAAACAAAAACCAAGAAUUGAUGAAACAGAUCGAGAUAUGUCAGGAAGAGAACAAAAUCUUGGACAGAAUGCACCGCCAGAAGGUUGCUGAGGUCGAAAAACUUACUCAGACCGUCAGAGAGCUAGAAGAAGCUGUUCUUGCUGGUGGCGCAGCCGCAAAUGCUGUUAGGGACUAUCAGCGGAAAGUUCAGGAGAUGAAUGAGGAAAUGAAAACUCUGGAUCGUGAGCUUGCCCGUGCAAAGGUUUCAGCAAAUAGGGUCGCGGUAGUGGUGGCAAAUGAGUGGAAAGAUGGCAAUGAUAAAGUAAUGCCUGUUAAGCAAUGGCUUGAAGAACGGAGGCUUCUGCAAGGAGAAAUGCAGCAACUCCGUGAUAAACUUGCUAUAGCAGAAAGGGCUGCAAGAUCAGAAGCUCAACUGAAGGACAAGUUCCAGCUACGGCUUAAAGUACUCGAGGAAGGAUUGAGAAUGUCGACAUCGCGAACCAAUGCAAGUGCUGCGCGCCGCCAGUCUAUUGGUGGCGCUGAGAGUGCAUCCAAGACCAAUGGCUUUCUAUCAAAACGGCCAUCAUUCCAGAUGAGAACAUCGGUAUCUACCACCACGACUACUCUGGUGAACCAUGCGAAGGGGGCAUCCAAGUCUUUUGAUGGAGGGUGUAGAUCACUUGACCGCUAUAAGGGCCAUGUAAAUGGGGUUGGCAUGAACGUAUCUACCGACUCCAGCGAAGAUAAGGAGUCAAACAACUCAGAUGAGAAGCCUAGUGAAUUUACAUCUGUUGAGUCGGAGGACACAGUGUCAGGUAUGCUGUAUGAUAUGCUGCAAAAGGAGGUCGUUGCUCUGAGGAAGGCUUGUCAUGAAAAGGACCAAAGCUUGAAAGACAAGGACGAUGCAGUUGAGAUGUUGGCUAAGAAAGUCGACACUUUAACAAAGGCGAUGGAGUCAGAGGCUAAGAAGAUGAGACGGGAUGUUGCUGCCAUGGAAAAGGAGGUGGUGGCUAUGCGAUUAGAGAAAGAGCAGGAUACGAAAGCAAGAAGGUUCGGCAGUUCAAGCACCUCUGCCUCACAGAUGCCACCUGGAAGGACUCUGCCUCGGAGCGGUUCAGCACGCAACAUGUGA